UUCCGGCGUCUCUUCUCUCUUGUCUCCUCCACUUGCUGCCUCGGUUUCCCUCCUGGGAAGAAUCCGGACCCUGCAGCUUGUUUUGGCUCCUUGACUCCUCAGGAAGGAUGAAAGAGACGGAUCCUGCCAAGCUAGAGAGGAUGGAAGGGGGAAGAUGGACGGUUGACCAGAUGAGGUUGUCUCCCUCAUCCUUCCCCACAACUUCUGUGCUUCCCCUCCCAGGGACUUCCAAGAGUUCUGAUGGUGAUGAAUCGGAAGGGAAGAACAAGGGGGACCACAAGAGAGUCCACAUGGCAGAGAAGUCAGAGUGUGGAGAGAACAUCGGUCAGAGCUCCCAGUCCACCUCCCAUCAAAGAAAAUCCUUCGUUCAGAGGGAUAGCCUCACUUCACAUGAAAGAGCACAGAGUAGGGAGAAAUUGAAUCAGUGCACAGAAUGUGGGAAGACCUUCAGUCGGAAGGAUACUCUCACUUUGCAUCAAAGAAUUCAUACAGGGGAGAAACCCUAUCAGUGCUUGGAAUGUGGAAAGAGCUUCAGAAAUAGCUCCAAUCUCACUUCCCAUCAAAGAAUUCAUACAGGGGAGAAACCCUAUCAGUGCUUCAGAUGUGGAAAGAGCUUCAGUCGGAAGGAUAGUCUCACCUCCCAUCAAAAAGUUCAUACAGGGGAGAAACCCUGUCAGUGCUUGGAAUGUGGAAAGAGCUUCAGUCACAGGAAUAGUCUCAUUUCCCAUCAAACAAUUCAUACAGGGGAGAAACCCUAUCAGUGUUUUGAAUGUGGAAAGAGCUUCAGUCAAAGUGCCCAUCUCACUUCCCAUCAAAGAAUUCAUACAGGGGAGAAACCCUAUCAGUGCUUGGAAUGUGGAAAGAGCUUCAAUCAGCAGAAUAGUCUCACUUCCCAUCAAAGAAUUCAUACAGGGGAGAAACCAUAUCAGUGCUUCGAAUGUGGAAAGAGCUUCAGUCACAGGCAUAGUCUCAUUUCCCAUCAAAUAGUUCAUACAGGGGAGAAACCCUAUCAGUGCUUGGAAUGUGGAAAGAGCUUCAGUCAGAGAACCAAUCUCACGUCCCAUCAAAGAAUUCAUACAGGGGAGAAACCCUAUCCGUGCUUCAAAUGUGGAAAGAGCUUUCGCCUGAGUGCUAAUCUCACUUCCCAUCAGAGAAUUCAUACAGGGGAGAAACCCUAUCAGUGCUUGGAAUGUGGAAAGAGCUUCAGUCACAGAAACAAUCUAACAACCCAUCAAAGAAUUCAUACAGGGGAGAAACCCUAUCAAUGCUUGGAAUGUGGAAAGAGCUUCCGGGAGGGGACCAAGCUCACUUCCCAUCAAAGAAUUCAUACAGGCGAGAAACCCUAUCAGUGCUUGGAAUGUGGAAAGAGCUUCCGGGAGGGGACCACGCUCACUUCCCAUCAAAAAGUUCAUACAGGGGAGAAACCAUAUCAGUGCUUUGAAUGUGGAAAGAGCUUCAGUCACAGGCAUGGUCUCAUUUCCCAUCAAAGAAUUCAUACAGGGGAGAAACCCUAUCAGUGCUUGGAAUGUGGAAAGAGCUUUCGUCAUAGAGAUGCUCUCACUUUGCAUCAAAGAGUCCAUAAAGGGGAGAAACCAUAUCAGUGCUUUGAAUGUGGGAAGAGGUUCCGGGAGGGGACCAAACUCACUUCCCAUCAAAGAGUCCAUACAGGGGAGAAACCAUAUCAGUGCUUGGAAUGUGGAAAGAGCUUCAGUCAGAGUUCCAGUCUCACGUCCCAUCAAAGAAUUCAUACAGGGGAGAAACCCUAUCAGUGCUUGGAAUGUGGAAAGAGCUUCAGUCACAGGCAUAGACUCACUUCCCAUCAAAGAAUUCAUACAGGGGAGAAACCCUAUCAGUGCCAAGAAUGUGGAAAGAGCUUCAGUCAAAGUGCCCAUCUCAAGAACCAUAAAAUAAUUCAUGUAGGGCAGAAACCCUAUCAGUGCAGAGAAUGUGGAAAGUGUUUCAGUCAGAAGGGCAAUCUCACUUCCCAUCACAGAAUUCAUACAGGCGAGAAACCCUAUCAGUGUUUUGAAUGUGGGAAGAGCUUCAGUCAAAGUGUCCAUCUCACUUCUCAUCUAAGAAUUCAUACAGGGGAGAAACCCUAUCAGUGCUUGGAAUGUGGAAAGAGCUUCAGUCACAGGUCAAAUCUCACUUCCCAUCAAAUAAUUCAUACUAGAGAGAAAACGUCUCAGUGUCUGGAAAUUGGCUCACCAAAUAAUCCAAGUUCUUCGUAAAAAAAAAGCCAAUGAAGGAGAUCCCACCCCCUUAUGAGGGACUUCCUUUUCACUGUCUGCUCUUACUAUCAGAAAGUUCUUCCUGAUCUUUAGGAGGAAUCUCCUUUCUUGUUACUUGAAUCCACUAGAGCAGAAGGAAACAAGCUUGCUCCAUCUUCCAUGGGAAACCACUACAGAUUGAGGAACAAAAAUUAUUAUUCUAAUGGAAAUCCCCAUAAGACUAUUUUAAAAAGUGCCUAACUAUAGAUUAUUGACGGAAACAUUAAACAAGAAAACUGUCCCAUUUUGUUUGGAAUUUCCAGAAGGGAUCUCAUUUAUUUAUCAAGGAACAAAACAAAGAAGUGUGGAACCAAUGAAGGCAAUAUAAAAAUAUAAAAAAGACUUUGGAAAAUUAGAGGAAACACAACAAGUAGAAGAAAAGGAGGCUGGAGAGGGAGAGUAGUAAAGGGACAAAAGAAGAAGACAUUGGGCCCAAGACUCCUCUGAGAGUCUGGGGCCCCAUGGAGCCUCUCCCCUUCACCCCCCCUUUCUGGCUCCAAUACUUCCCUGCUGGUCCCCUCUGGGAUUAUGGGAAUAUGGUUUCCCAUAAUACGUCUCCAGAAGCAUCCUCAAGACACCAUAGAUCUGUCACAGAAAAGUUCAUGACUCCUUGGGAAGGCCCUGUACAUCUCGGGAUUAUGGUGGGCUCACUGACCCCUCCCCUUAAGCCUCACUUCCCUGGGUCCUAAAUGCCAUUGGAACUGAGAAGAUGGAUACAACAAGGUGACUUCUUAGGAAUUUCUAAAGUUUAACAAUACUGUGUUUCUCACAAAAUAAGACGUGCCUAUAAAAUAAGCCAUGGCACGAUUUUCUCAAGGCAAUAAAAUAUAAGACAUACCCCCAAAAUAAGACGUACUGGGGUACUGGUAGUGGUGGGAGCAGGUCUGCAUGGCGCUUCUGCAGUGCGCACCGAGCCCCGACUGAGGGUAUGUAGCUGUUUCCAAACUAUUAGCAGAGUUGUAGAAGCGUAGCAAAAACUCCUUGCUUAGCACGCUUGUCAGGCAUCUAUUUGCCUGACUCCAAGUCCAAGCUGCGUAGCAGAGAAACUGUCCAGUGCGCUCCCGUUGCGCAAUCUCUGCUUCUAUCACGAAAGUCAAACCUCGUUUCCUAAACGUCUCAGAAUUCUUUCUUCUGAAGUUUAGAUAACAGUUCAAACUGCAGCUUGUAGCAGCGGAAACUUUCCAGCUUUCAGUGCUCGUGAAAUAAAUCACUUUCACUCCCUUUCACUCACAUCGGAUUCUUAUCUCAUUAUGCAUGAUAAAGCUUUCUUUAGCACCUCAGCCCAGGACUAAUUGCAGCCAUCAGCAGCCAUUAACAGCCAUCCACAGGUUUACCACUCCCAUCAGCCCAUCUCCCAUUCCCACCCACCCCCACCACCCUCUGUAUAUAUAUAGGGUCUGACACUUCUGUUUCUAGUGUAUCUGAAGAAGUGUGCAUGCACACGAAAGCUCAUACCAAAAUAUAAACUUAGUUGGUCUUUAAGGUGCUACUGAAGGAAUUUUUUUAUUUUGCUUCGACUCAGACCAACACCUACCUGUAACUUUCACUCCCUUGUUCAUUAAAACAAAGAGAUUUAUUGACACCAGCCCGGACUGGACAAAUCCAUCCUGGCUAGAAGCUUCAACACAACAGACAGAACAGAAACAGACGAUGUCAUAUAUACAGAUACACAAUAGCAACAGGUACUACUUCCUGUUUCCUGUCUAUACGACACAUCACAAGCCCCUUGUGAUACAGGACGACUGCUGAGCUAUUUAUCCCUCAGCUCACAUGUGGCAGAAUAGUAAUGGGGAACCCCCGUCUGCCUCGCGGUUAGUCUGCAUAAGAUUUGGCCUCCUUGGGGCAGAGUCCUUGGCAUAGAUGGAGGAGGGUGGAGAGAAGGGUGGCAGCCCCUUGAGCACAGGCACAGAAGCAGGAAGGGAGGAGGGGCGGGCUCAGUGCUCUUGGCUUUGCAAAGGUUAAAAGGAGCAGAGUUGGAUUCCUAGAGAGGACAGGAAGUGGAGGGGAGGGGGUUGAAAGUCCUCCAGAGAAGAAGCCCCUCCCUCCCACAUCCCUCCCUGCAAGCAGGAGGCUGCUUUCUUCUCCUUUGCAAAAGCUUCCUCGGUGCCUCUCCUGGAAUCCUGUGAAUCUCCUCUCUCUUCCCCCUGAGGGUGCACUGGGGAGAAGGGGGUCCCAGGGGUGCAGGGAGGCUGCAUGGGGGUCCCUGUUCAGAUCAUGCAUGGUGGGAAGAGACCUCUAAGUCAGGAAAUCCUCUCUGCCAAGCCAGGGAGGGGGUGAGUUCGCAGGAGGUCUGCAGCUCUCUUCUUCCUUGGGAUCCAGAUCCUUCCUUCCUUUUGGGGGAGGGGGCUUUGGGUCAAGGAAAACUGGGCUUGCAAAUAAACCCCCUUCAGGUUUGGGGAUAAGUCACAUUUGCUAACAGGGGCUGUAGCCAGAUGGGAACAUUUGCACAUGGUGCCCUUCUGCAUCUGCAGUAGCAAAGCUGGACCACUUCCUCUGUCCCAGAUGCAACAACACAUGUCUCUCCCCUAUUCAGGCUAAACAAGUAGAUGAACUAAUGUGAAAGCAAAUUUCAGAUCUAUCCUCAGGAAAUACUAAAGCUAGUAUAAAAGAUUCCUUCUCCCAACAUUAUGGGACAAAUGAGGAGGACAUGGAACACAUAAAAUCCUUUUUGGCUCACUGUAAUAAAAUUCUUACCAUCCUGAUAGGUACUUGUAAAACCUAGAAAAAAUCUAGCAGAGAGUCUGUGCGUUUUGAUAAACAAGAAAUGAAAAUUGUUGCUAAUGCCUGCGCCUUUGUCAUCUGCAGGUAAUCUGAGCUGGGAAUAGAUCACAGAUCCCCGGCCAGCACAGCUCAAAAUGUCUAAAACCAGUUCUGUGAUCAGAAUGCCAUACCAAUGAUCCAUCGCGCAGCACUAGAAGCCACGACUGAACACAGAUGGGGCCUCCAUGUGUUGCCUUUUUCUUUUCUUUUUGGAAUAACUUUUAAUUUGCUUUUAAAAACAAGGGUAAUAUUAACAAUAAAUUAAAUGCCUGUCAGGUUCGUGCAAGCAUGUACACAGACCAUUUGCCCUUCCUGGCCUGGCAUCCUUUAACCAUGAAGAUUAGGAGUUGGCUUUGAUGUAGAUCUGUAUCUUUCACAGGGAGAUGGUAAAUGCCUGUCUUUCUUUCCUGUGUGUUUAUUGCCUCCAGGAUUUCCUAAAGUGCAUUCCUCCUUUGCUUCCUGUUUAUUUAGCCUCAACAUGUAUGCAUACUUAAGUGGUAAAUAAAUGUCUUUGUAGUUCAGAGAUUUUCUGUUAAUCUGACUCUGUCCCACGUGGAUUUUUGAAAUGUCCAGAGAGGAUUUGAUUGGCUCUUGCAAGUGCUGUGUUGACAUUCUUGUUGUUAAUAAAGCAGCCUGGGGCUGUGAGUGAGGGUUGCACUUGCCCCCAGAGUCUUGCUGGUCAA
Molecule: messenger RNA, 5713 nt
Organism: Zootoca vivipara (common lizard)
Lineage: Eukaryota; Metazoa; Chordata; Lepidosauria; Squamata; Lacertidae
Source: RefSeq, a predicted model, not a curated record